AAAAUAUUGACGUAGAACCAUAUGUUUCUACAGUAACAUCCUCUGAUUGCUUGAUUUUUUUCCCUCCCAUUUUCCUUCUAGACCUGUUUAUAAAUUGUUGUUUGUGUGAGAAUGGAAAAUCAGAUGUUUAGAUUUAUUAGAAGAAUAUACAAAAUAAGAAUAAAUUGGCCCUCGAUAAUGAUUACAAAAGACCCUAUAAGGGGAGCCACAAACUUUUAUGCAUGGCUUGUAUAACAUUCAUUUUGUCUGUUUAGAGAUAUUGCUUAAUCCUUAGUUUUCAGUUAUAUUCUGGAUAUAAAACAAUAAAUAAGGUUAGGGGCACCUGGGUGGCUCAGUCAGUUGAGUGUCCAGUUUUGGCUCAGAUCAUGAUUCUCACGGUUUGUGAGUUCAAGCCCUGUGUCAGGCUCUGUGCUGACAGCUCAGAGCCUGGAGCCUGCUUGGGACUCUGUGUCUCCCUCUCUCUCUGCCCCUCCCCUGCUCACACUCUGUCUCUCAAAAAUAAAUAGACAUAAAAAAAUAGUAAAUAAGGUUAAUAAAGCUACGUGGUGUCUUGCUGUGUACGCUUAAGGCCCUACAAAAAUAUUCAGAUCAACUUAGUUUUCACGCUAUUCUAUUUUACAGAGGUGAAAAAAAAAGGUAGGUGUCUUUUUUUAAAUGAUAAACAUAUAUUUACUGUUUUGUGAUAGUGUAAUUGGGAGUUGAACUUAAUUCUUAGGAAAAAGAAAACUCUCAUACAAAGACCCCCCCCCCCCAAAAAAAAAACCCAUCUCAUAAAACUAAAAAAGAAAAAUAAAAAAUCUUUGCCAAAUGAAAGAACCCUGUAAUGGUAGAGUUCGGAAUGAUUGAGCUUAUUUUUUUCCCUUAGUAACUGAGAAUUCAUUGAAAUUAUACAAAACAUUAGAAAUCCUCACAGUUUGUAUAUCUUAUUCCUAAUCUAUGGAGUUUAAAGAAAAAGAGUUGUGGAGACUGCUAUUAACUUAAAUGACAUAGGAAAACUGAAAGGGAGAACAGAAAGUGGGAAAUUCCUAUGAAAUAGAAAGGGGACCAUCCUGUAUAAAUAGGCCAUACUCAUGGAAGAAGGGCAUUCACACUGCAAACUCUCGAAGUCUUUGCUUCAGCACCUAGACAGUAGCAGGCAAGACUUCCUAUUUUCAUCAUGACCGGCAGGCGCAUCCUCCAAAUCGCUCUCUUGGUGUGUUUCUUCACCACUGCGCAUUCCGUGAGCUACAAGCUGCUUGGAUUCCAACUAAGAAGCAGCAGUUUGGAGUGUCAGGAGCUCCUGGUGAACUUGAACAGAACCUCUAAAUAUUGCCUCAAGGACAGGAUGAACUUCGAGGUCCCUGAGGAGAUUAAAAAAUCACAGCGGUUCCAGAAGGAGGAAGCCAUAUUGGUCAUCAACGAGAUGUUCCAGAAGAUCUUUAAUAUUUUCAGUAGAAGCACCUCUAGCACGGGAUGGAAUGAGACCACUGUUGAGAACCUCCUUGCGACACUCCACUGGCAGAAGGAACACCUGGAAACGAUCCUGGAGGAAAUCAUGGAGGAGGAAAACUUCACCUGGGACAAUACGACCCUUCUGCACCUGAAGAAAUACUACUUAAGGAUCGUGCGGUACCUGAAGGCCAAGGAGUACAGCAUCUGUGCCUGGACAGUAGUCCACGCAGAAAUCCUCAGGAACUUUUUCUUCCUUGAGAGACUUAUAGAUUAUCUCCAAAACUGAAGCUCUCCCAGCCUGUACCUCUGGGAAUGGACGAUGCUGGCAAUGGUUUCAGGGAUUCUUCAACUCACAGAGACUCUGUAAGUGACUGGCAGCUAAUGUACUCCAUGUGAAAGAACAAAGACUUUAAAUUGUUUUAUUAAUAUAUGCAUUAAGUUAUUUUUCUAUUUAUUUAAAAUUUUCCCCGGAAAAUAAAUUUUUUUAUGAACAAAAGUCAAAGGAGCAGUU
This is a messenger RNA of Acinonyx jubatus (cheetah), 1942 nucleotides long. RefSeq names its product interferon beta 1 (gene IFNB1). The record is from RefSeq and is a predicted model, not a curated record. Gene Ontology annotation, cellular component: extracellular region. Gene Ontology annotation, molecular function: cytokine activity; type I interferon receptor binding. The transcript has a single exon. Bases 1157 to 1717 code for a protein of 186 amino acids. Gene Ontology annotation, biological process: T cell activation involved in immune response; positive regulation of peptidyl-serine phosphorylation of STAT protein; B cell differentiation. Lineage: Eukaryota; Metazoa; Chordata; Mammalia; Carnivora; Felidae.